AUGCCUCCGCGCAAAAGCGACGCGAGCCGGAGAAGCGACGUAUCCAACGCCCGCUUCAUCGUCAUGGACGAGGAACCUUCCACCUCCACCACGCCGGCCAAGGCCGCGGCGGCACCCGCUACCGCUGCCAACGCCGCCGGCACCCCGUCGUCAGCAUCGACGGCCAAGCCCUCCUCAGCGACGCCGUCCAGUGUGCCUGCGCCGACGCCCGACUCUGCCGCCGCCGCCGCCGCCGCGGCAAGGUCGACGCCGGCGACGACGGAGAAGAAGGAGAGUCAGACGCAUGACAAGAUGGCCAAGGCGGAUAGGGAUGCUCUCACAAUCGAGGAUCUCAGCUUGCCCAAGUCCAUCAUCACCAGGCUGGCAAAGGGUGUCCUCCCGCCUCAGACCCAGAUUCAGGCCAAUGCCGUCUUAGCCAUGGGCAAGAGCGCGACGGUGUUCAUCAACUACCUAGCUUCUCAUGCCAAUGAGAUCACAACAAAUGCCGGCAAAAAGACUGUCAGCGCUGAAGACGUCUUCAAGGCUCUGGAUGACAUCGAGUUCGGUUUUCUGCGAGAGCCCUUGGAGCAGGAGUUUGCUAAAUAUACCCAAAUCCAAAACGCAAAACGCACAAAUUACCGCAACAAGGUAGCUGCCAAGAAGGGCGGUGCCGCAGCCGGGGCAGCAGGCACAGCAUCAGCUGAUGCAUCCCUCCUCUCCAACCCCGACGACAGCGUCAUGACCGCGGCAUCCACAGACACCGCCCCCCGCUCAAAGAAGGCCCGUGUAGACGACUCGGCCAUGACCGUUGACGAAGAGGCCGAAGACGCAGAGACAGAGCCGGAGGAGGAGGCUGAGGAAGAGGAAGACGAGGAGGCGGACGAGGAAGAGGAAGAAGAGGAUGAUGACGAGGACGAGGAAGGCAGUAGUGAGGAGAUGCACGAUGCGCUGGAGACGAAGGAGGGCGAGGGUAGUGACGUCGAUGAGGCGCUGGACGGGGACGAGAGUGACUAA
Molecule: messenger RNA, 993 nt
Organism: Colletotrichum tamarilloi
Lineage: Eukaryota; Fungi; Ascomycota; Sordariomycetes; Glomerellales; Glomerellaceae
Product: DNA polymerase epsilon subunit D
Exons: 4
Coding region: 1-993 (330 amino acids)
Biological process (GO): leading strand elongation; heterochromatin formation; DNA damage response
Cellular component (GO): epsilon DNA polymerase complex; CHRAC
Molecular function (GO): protein heterodimerization activity; chromatin DNA binding
Source: RefSeq, a predicted model, not a curated record